AGCUGAUCGUCAGUGCCAAUAUCAUAUAUUGUUAUACAAUCAUUACAAUCGCGGGGAACUAUUAACCCGUGAUAAGAGAGCCGGAGCGCGUCGUUCCACGCGAUUCGUCCGCGUCGAAUGUUUUUAAUACCCAUAAUAAUAUUAUUAUGUCGUGCCCACAGUUGCAGACCAUAUCAUUGUUAUGUGGCAACAAAAAACAAUAAUAAUAAUAAUAAAAAUAAAAUAUUAAUUAUUGUUCGUUGAUAUAUUAUAUAAUCAUAUACGUUUUUCUCGCGUUCGAACGAGAUUUCGGCGUCCGUCCUGCAACCGAACGGCCUAACCUAUAAUAUCAUCGUCUCGCGCGCGGAGUGCUGGUGGUCGUCGGCGCGAAAAUGUCUGUCAUCGAUGAAGCGACUGUACCUCCCGCUGCGUCCGCGACCGUCGCCCGAGAAGACGGUUCCGAUCAUCGACGACGACGGCAACAACAACAACAACAACAACAACAAGACGGAUCGACGACGUCAGUCGGCGCCGGAGUAGCGACGUUCGACGACUUGGAGCGUCGUGGAUCGUGGACGCCAGACACGGACGCCUCUGCAGUAUCCUGCACCGCUGACGACGGUGUCACCGAUCGGACGCCACUGCUGACUCGGAGGGCGACGCACAGCGACGAAGACGGAAGCGUCUACAGCGACCGCGGACCGGAUAUCAGAGUCGUCGACGGGUUAGGUGAGAGUUCUAAGUACGGGUCCGUUAAUGAAGAAGUGUUCAUGAGCACGACACCAACAAUGACUGGAGCUUUUGUACGGCAACCGUCAAACAGCUCUGGUAAAGUGUACUGCAUACAUGGCAAACCGUCCGGAUGUUGCGCCACUCUGGUAUCGGCCGACGACAACAAUUCCAAUCACGAAACCCCAGACCCGGUAGACGGAAAAUCAUCAAUCACAAUCUUCAAUGAACAUUGUCAUCCGAACCGAGAGAAUUCGUCGAGCAGUCAGAAAGCUAGGAGAAAACUCAUAUUCGCCAGCAUACUAUGCCUGUUGUUCAUGGUCGGAGAGGGAGUCGGAGGGUAUUUGUCGAGUAGUUUGGCGAUCGCGACAGAUGCGUCACAUCUGCUCACGGACUUCGCCAGCUUCAUGAUAUCGCUUUGCGCCAUAUGGGUGGCCUCGAGACCAGCCACGCAAUCGAUGCCGUUCGGAUGGUACAGAGCCGAAGUGUUGGGUGCCCUCACGUCUGUUCUUCUUAUCUGGGUGGUCACCGGCGUGCUGUUGUACUUGGCAGUCGAACGACUCACAGACAUGACGUACACUAUCGACGCCGACAUUAUGCUCAUCACGUCCGCCGUCGGACUGUGCGUUAACUUGGUUAUGGGAUUGACGCUUCACCAGCACUCACAUUCUCAUGGUGGCGGCAGUCUCGAAUCGCACAGCCACGAGGGGACCGGCCGAAGCAGUUCUAACAUCAACGUUAGAGCAGCCUACAUACACGUCCUCGGAGACAUUAUUCAGAGCCUUGGCGUGUUGAUUGCCGCUGUUAUCGUAUACUUUAGACCUGAUUGGAAAAUCGUAGAUCCAAUAUGUACGUUCUUGUUUUCCAUACUAGUAUUGAUCACUACAUUUAACAUACUCCGAGAUACUAUGAUAGUGUUGAUGGAAGGCAUGCCAAAAGGUGUGAAUUUUGUAGAUGUCCUAGAAACAUUCAUGAGCAUCGAUGGCGUGGUUAGGGUGCAUAAUCUUAGGGUUUGGGCUCUGAGUCCAGACAAAAUCGCAUUAGCUGCUCAUCUGGCAGUCAAGCCUGGUGCGAACACUACUACAGUACUAAAAGAAGCUUCUCGCAAGAUGUACAAAAAGUACAAUUUCUUCGAUUGCACACUACAAAUUGAAGAAUUCGAAACUCAGAUGGAGAACUGCAAACAAUGUCAGCCGCCCAAGUGCUGAUCAAAAUGGUUGUCCAUCCACAACUAUAACCCUCACAACCCUCCCCCCACCAAACUUGUCGCCUAACGUGUUUAUUAUAAUUUCCUAUUAUAAUAUUAUAGUUUAUUACACCAUGUAUAUAAAACAUAUAUUUUAACCAUCGAUUCUCUAUUGCGAGAAUACUAAAUACUAAAUAUGUAUUUAUCACCCAUGCGCAUAUUAUUAUUGUUAUACAUAUUUUUAUAUGUUAAAGUCUUAUGUGUAUGUAUAUUAUAAAUAUAAUAUAAUAUAUAAAUAAUAUGUAUACGAUUAGUAUAGAUCAUAAACCUAAUAAAUUUUGGUUAUUUUUAAACGAUAAUUUGUAUUUAGUUAGGGUUUAUAAUCAAUACUAAUAUUAUACAAAAAUACAAAAUUAUGAUCGGAAUUUAUAAUUUCAGACAAAUUCAAUGUUUUGGUUGCAUACUUAACUUUUAUUGUAUAUUUACGACUUGUAAAUUCGUUAAAUGCUACAAUGAAUGUAAUUAUAAGAACUAAUUGUCAAGCUCAAAAAUCUAUUAAAAUAUAACUUAUGUAAGUAAACCCAUAUAUUUUUAAUAAUAAUUAAAAUAAUACAUUUUAAA
Aphis gossypii (cotton aphid) is the source of this 2515-nucleotide messenger RNA. RefSeq names its product zinc transporter 2-like. Lineage: Eukaryota; Metazoa; Arthropoda; Insecta; Hemiptera; Aphididae. Gene Ontology annotation, cellular component: plasma membrane. Gene Ontology annotation, molecular function: zinc ion transmembrane transporter activity. The record is from RefSeq and is a predicted model, not a curated record. The coding region runs from base 372 to 1916 and encodes 514 amino acids. The transcript has 7 exons. Gene Ontology annotation, biological process: response to zinc ion; zinc ion transmembrane transport.